AUGCGUGCCAACUUUGCGUCGCUUCUCGUGGCCCUUUACACAGCCAUCUUCGUUGCUGGGUCGCCUUUGCCGCAACCUUAUAGGAUCAUCAGUCCGCCAGCUCCAGGCUCAUGGCACCGAGUUUUCGGCUUUCACGCCAGCCAAGGCGUCUCUCUCGCUGUCCCCAGCAGUAGCCCCGACCCAGUAGUUGCGGUCAACGCCAGUGUGACGCCGAACACCAACGCGGAUACCAACGUAGCCAUCUCCACCACUCCUCCCCUGGCAGCUCUGCACUCGCUUGGCCACAUCAGCGGGUUAUUAUCUGGCCUACUCACCGUCGUUGGCCAAUCGUUGAGCGGCCAAAGCCCAAACAGCGCUUCAAUCGGCACUAUUUUGACAACAGCACUGAAAGACCUGAGUACGCAAAUUGGCCAAGCCAGUUCAAGCAUCCCGAGCUCUGGCACAUAUCCCGACCUUGCCAGCUUUAUGAAUCGCAUAUCUGACCAAAUAAGUGUCCUCGGGUCGCAACUUUCUGCCCUCGGUAACAGUGGACUCACUUUACCUUCGGGCACGAUUGGAACCAUCAUCAGCGGCAUUGUCAGCCAACUGCCCGAUGUCGUCACAAAAAUUGCGAGCGUAUCAGGCUCAGAUGGGGCCGCUGUUCUGAGCAACGGGCAGCAGGCGAUAGAAAACAUUCGCAAAGCUGCGCAGACCUUCGGACCAUGA
Mycena indigotica is the source of this 705-nucleotide messenger RNA. RefSeq lists its product as uncharacterized. The coding region runs from base 1 to 705 and encodes 234 amino acids. The transcript has 3 exons. Lineage: Eukaryota; Fungi; Basidiomycota; Agaricomycetes; Agaricales; Mycenaceae. The record is from RefSeq and is a predicted model, not a curated record.